Molecule: messenger RNA, 1641 nt
Organism: Cylindrotheca closterium
Lineage: Eukaryota; Bacillariophyta; Bacillariophyceae; Bacillariales; Bacillariaceae
Source: the annotation of a GenBank genome assembly
AUGUGCGGGCCAACAAAAGAGACUCAGAAUGAUGAGCUCGAUGUGCCCAAAAAACAAAUGGAAGAUAUCCGAGAGGAGCGGUUGAGCGAGUUGCGAAGUUCCUACCUUUCUGUCCUAUCGGCAGAGCAAAGACCGAUUGAAGAUGGCGAAUCUGACAUGACGGACGAAGAAUUGGAACCCUAUCGAAUGCUCGGGGACGCUCCUAUGGACACUGUGCUAGAUUUGCUGCGAAAAGAAGGUCACAAACUUGGUGCUAUGGACAACUUUCUGGAAUUGGCAUAUCAGGCGAAUGAAAUGAAGAUGAAUGAUGCCAAACAAAUAACUCCAUCUCAAGAGGCCAUGUGUACCUUUUUGAAGACAUACGAACACCUUCCAUCUUGGGUGGACAAACAACAACUGCAACGAGGACAGGAUGUCUUUUUGGCGUACUCGCCCGCCGCAGCGCUGUCGCUAUACUAUCGAAGUUUGGUGCCCGGGUUCGCGGCACCCAAGAUCAAUGCUGUGGUCCAGUCCACUGCCUACCUUACACCUCCGGCACGACCCGAUCAGAGUUUGCAGCGGAUUCUAGAUACAGGUGAAUUGUUGGCCGCUUGCACUGGCUUGGGCGUCGAUGCCUUGCUUCCUAGGGGCAUUGGAUGGAAGAUGGCCAUUCAUGUGCGGGUCCUGCACGCCAAGAUUCGAUUUGCCUUGCUGCAGCGCCAAGGCAAACGGACAUGGGAUUUGGCUGCAAAUGGAAUUCCCAUCAACCAAGAAGACAUGUCGGCAACUCUGCUGGCCUUUAGCGUCAAUGUGUUGGUCGGAAUCGAUCUGAUAUCUGGUAGCUCCUUAUCGGACAAGGAAAAGUUGGAUUAUUUGGCCUUGUGGCGGUACAUUGGUUGGUUGCUGGGCAUUGAAACUCGAUGCGACGACCACAAUCCAUUGGCCAAUCCACGAUUGUCGGGGGAACCCAGUUUGGAAGAAUUGCCGCCCUUGGAUCCAUGUGGGCCACCACCAAGACUACAAUUAGGAGUAUUACAAGGCAACAAGAAGCAAAGCCUUCGCAACCCGAUCCAACGAUCCUUUGCCCUCCUACAGUCCAUUGUCAAUCACUUAGGCGAUCCCGACGAGACAUCUGUAACCAUUGCUCAUCACUUGCUAAAGGUGACGGAUCGUUUGCCUCCAAAGGGCAAAUCCAAGGAAGAAUUGGAUCAAUUCUAUACCAAUCGAUUGUUUUAUUACCGAUCCUACCAAUGCCGUCGAUUCAUUGGGGAUGCCCUGGCUGACGCCUUGGAACUUCCCUUUCAUCCCAGUCCCUGGACACGUAGAAGCAUCGCUUUGUCGUCGUCCUUUUCUUGGUUUCUCUUUCGAUGUUAUACCUUGAUGGCCAUGAAGGUACCCUUUUUGCGAAAAUGGAUGGUGCGCUUCCAUGGGCGUGGCAUGAUGAAGUUUCAUCAAUUGUGGAACAAGACGUACGAAAGCAAAAUGACCAAGCUGAUGGAGGUACGACAGUCCAUGGCGGGUAUUUUGGGAUUGUCUACUACUAGUACUACUACUGCUGCUGCUACUACCGUGCCCAAGGAAGAAACACCGACCAAAUCUGACAACAACAGCAACAAGUCGAGCAUGUGCCCAUUCGCCAUGAUUGCUCCACCAACACAAUAA